Paramacrobiotus metropolitanus is the source of this 2255-nucleotide messenger RNA. RefSeq lists its product as uncharacterized. The coding region runs from base 698 to 2029 and encodes 443 amino acids. Lineage: Eukaryota; Metazoa; Tardigrada; Eutardigrada; Parachela; Macrobiotidae. The record is from RefSeq and is a predicted model, not a curated record. The transcript is spliced from 10 exons.
CGUGUGCGUAUCACUACUGGCUACGCACUGUAAAGUGAAUGAUUACUGAAUUAUAUUGUUGACAGCCAGGAUUUCAAACUUACGAUUGUCCGCAACUUGUUUCCACUUAUAAACCCAUACGCUGGUCCCUUUUUAACAACAAUUCUGACGUGGGCGACAUAAUCAAACAUCCAUGUUGCUGUAGCAUUUCUUAUGCGGAAUUUGCGCUGAAUUUAUAGCUUCAAUCCGAAAUAUAUUUUUUCUUUGUAGAGCUUGCGCAGUUACGGAGUCGGCAAUAGCGCGUAUUCCUAGCGAAUGAUCAGAUUAUUGGAGUUUAACAAUGAAGGUGAGAUGAUCAGCUGUUUCAGCGUGCCUGCAUUAAAAUUUGUAGCCAGAUGAGCCGAAUGAGCGAAUUACAACACUAUACAUAUUGCAAAUGUCACCCGAAACUGGAAGCGGCAAAAACAUGAAAUGACGCAAUCUGGCGGUACAGUAUUAAUUGCACAAGAUGGUAGCCGUGUUGUCCGAGUGGGAUUGGUGGGUGUACGAGGCGUUUCCGGUGGGGCGACCGUGUUAACGUUCCCUUAAAGGAUGUGGCCGGCCUGCUGCUGGCUGUUGAGCAGUUUCCGCCAAGUGCAUCCUCAGACGCCUUAAGUGUCUUCUCGGGGGAAGAAACUGCUGUUCGUUCAGAUUAUCAAUCGAUCUCGAUAAACAAAUCAUGCCAUUCAGUGUCCAGAGAGUUCUGCUGUUCUAUUAUGUACUAUUGGCUAUCGCAGAAAGAAACAUUUUCGUCCAAUCAGCAGCCAGUGGUAGCAAAACGCUAACCGUGGUGGAGAACAUCGUGCAGUACUCGGAAGCGGCCAUGGACGCCAAAGCCAAGUCCAAUCCGGCGCGUAAUGCGCCGCCGGCCGUAGUUGCCGGCGGCGACUCCAGCCGUUUCGUCACCGCAGGGAUUCCCCGGAAGACGGCCUCGAAAUUUGCUAUUAGUAUAUCUCGUGCCAGGGAAAAAAUUGCCCAGACAUUCAAGUUCAUUGUCCGACCGAAAUCCAGCGUGGCGCGACCGGCUGUGGCACAGCUGAUUGCGCCGGUUUACAAGAUUGACGGAGGUUCACGGAAUAAUCAUAUCGAUCAGCUGGUGAAUAGCAUAAUGAUGCAUACGAAUCGCAGUGUUUUGUACGACGCGGAAUUGAAGUCUAUGAUCGUUACACAAGCGGAAAUGCGGACAAUGACGGCGGAGAAUGGCCAGAGUAACAUUCUGAUUCACUCCAAAUUGAUUGAUGUUUGUUGGUUGUAUCGGUGGAAUUUCGAGUUCCCGCUAGCGCGAUUACCCGGCGUAAUCAUCGCUUUUCUGGCUGAUGACACCAUUUCGGGCAGCAAUUUCCAGGACAAGGCUGACUUCUUGGCUGGAUUUAUGCAGCAUGCACUGGAUGUGUACAAUAAGAUGCGCCAGAGUCCGGAGAGACUGUUUACCGUUUUCCAAAUUCCAUCGGGUACAAUUCUUAAACACUGUGAAGCGGUCGCAGCCGAGGAACCGUUCACGAUUGCCGUACACAAUCUGCUGGGAAUCUAUUCGGCGCACACUAUCCACAGGGAAUUUCUUGCCGAUUUGGUGGAAGCCAGCACAGUUUGCACUGACGAAAUCGCCAAAGAACCUGUGUUCCAUGAAGUUAGCCCAUGCUUCUUUUAUAAAAUUAAUGUCAGCCAGCUUCUCGAUUUGAGAAAACCUGAUAGUAUAUUCCGCAACGACGAUAUCUGCCGGUACUACUUCAGUCCUCCUAUGUUAUCCUGCAUUUCGCGAGCUUGGUCGUCGAACUGCACAGUCGACAUGCUGUUGACAAUCAACAUGUUCAUUAGGAAUUUCUUUCUGUGUGCGGAAUCGCUUCCUAGGGACACGGCAAUCUUACUCCAGGAUGAUGAAUAUUUACGAGAUUUCGAAAAGUUGUACGGUUCAGCUUCGCCGAUCUGUCAAAUAGGAGUGUUUGGAUUUAUUCCAAAAACCGUACUGUGCGUUUCAACUAUAUUUUUGCGCCUGAAACUCACGCUGUGGUAAUGCACACGGUUUUGCAACUGACUGCUUUUUUAGCAUUUCCUUAAAUUAUUUGCAGAAUCGAAACAGUAUUUCAAAUUGUUUUUGACAAUUACGAAUUAGCUCAUGAUCAGAGAGCUUGUUCUUUUUUUAACUUUCGUUACAUGUUACGUGCCUUACAAACGUGUAAAUACUGUAGCUGCAGUUUAGCGGUGUCUUUCUAUGGAUUUGGUCUCUGUUGUGAUGCACA